Molecule: messenger RNA, 213 nt
Organism: Aspergillus luchuensis
Lineage: Eukaryota; Fungi; Ascomycota; Eurotiomycetes; Eurotiales; Aspergillaceae
Exons: 1
Coding region: 1-213 (70 amino acids)
Source: RefSeq, a predicted model, not a curated record
AUGGCGCGGACUUACCUAAGCCAGCCACGUGAUGCUCUCGGACGGAUCGCCGCAACAGCAAACCUCGUCGGUGCGAAGCUCCCCUUCGCCGUUCGCGAGAGUAACACCGAUAAACCCCGUCGACCUUCUUCCCUCCCUCCGGUGCUCACUUCUUCACCAAGACUCCCUGUUCGAUCUCUCUACGCCAUUCAGAUCUUACUUGCGAUGACCUGA